Miscanthus lutarioriparius is the source of this 4176-nucleotide messenger RNA. Lineage: Eukaryota; Viridiplantae; Streptophyta; Magnoliopsida; Poales; Poaceae. The record is from the annotation of a GenBank genome assembly.
AUGGCUUCACCGCCGCCGGCAGACGGUGCCAAUGGUGGCCUCACUGACCCACUUCUAGUGAGCGCGAACGGCCACGGUGCCUCCCCGAGGAAUGCUGCCCACGGCGCCAAGGGCAAGUACUGGGUGGCCUCCGACAAGGCCGAGAGGCGGGCUGCCAAGGAGGCCGGCGGAGAGGACGGCCGCGCGCUGCUGUUCCGGAAGUAUAAGGUCAAAGGCUCCCUCCUGCACCCCUACAGGUUGCUGAUCAUCAUCCGAUUAAUCGCUGUCCUCGUCUUCUUCGCAUGGCGCAUCAGGCACAACAAAUCUGAUAUCAUGUGGUUUUGGACAAUGUCCAUCGUCGGCGACGUCUGGUUCGGCUUCUCGUGGCUCCUCAACCAACUCCCAAAGUUCAACCCCGUCAAGACCAUCCCAGACCUUGCCGCCCUCAAGCGGUACUUUGACUUCUCUGAAGGCACCUCUAGGCUCCCCGGCAUUGACGUUUUCGUUACCACAGCCGACCCCAUUGAUGAGCCCAUACUCUACACCAUGAAUUGUGUCCUCUCCAUCCUCGCUGUUGACUACCCAGUCGACAGGCUUGCCUGCUAUCUCUCAGAUGAUAGCGGGGCACUGAUUCUCUAUGAAGCAUUGGUCGAGGUCGGAAAAUUUGCGCCUCUAUGGGUUCCAUUCUGCCGCAAGUACUCCAUUGAGCCAAGGGCACCAGAAAGCUAUUUUGAGCAUGUGGCGCCACCGCAGGCUGGAAGGGUGACGCAGGAGUUCUUGAAUGAUUAUAGGAAGGUGCAAAUGGAGUAUGAUGAGUUCAAGGUGCGCUUGGACAACCUCCCUGAUGCCAUCCGUAAGAGAUCUGAUGUUUAUAAUAGCAUGAGAGCUGCAGAUGGAGAUCAAAAGGCAACUUGGAUGGCAAAUGGGGCUCAAUGGCCCGGCACAUGGAUUGAUCCAACAGAAAACCAUAGAAAAGGACACCAUGCUCCAAUCGCCAAGGUUGUGCUGAACCAUCCAAGCAGUGGACAACAUCAUGGUUCACAACCCAUCACUGAAAGCAAUCCCAGCAUUGGCACCACUGACGAGCGCCUGCCAAUGCUUGUUUAUGUCUCUCGUGAGAAGAACCCAAGUUGUGACCACAACAAGAAGGCAGGUGCCCUGAAUGCACAACUGCGGGCCUCUGCUCUCCUCUCUAAUGCACAACUCGUCAUCAACUUUGACUGCGACCACUACAUCAACAAUUCUCAAGCCCUAAGCUCGGCUGUGUGCUUCAUGCUAGAUCAACGAGAUGGUGAUAACACCGCUUUUGUUCAGUUCCCACAGCGCUUCGACAAUGUUGACCCCACGGACCGCUACGGUAACCACAAUCGUGUCUUCUUUGAUGGGACCAUGCUUGCCCUUAAUGGUUUGCAAGGACCCUCAUACCUCGGCACUGGUUGCAUGUUCCGUCGCUUAGCACUCUAUGGUAUUGACCCACCCCACUGUAGAGCAGAAAACAUCGCAGCCGAAGCUAUCAGGCUUGGUAACUCCACAAUCUUCCUAGAUUCAGUGUCAAAAGCCCUAAAAAAUGACAGGUCAAUCACACCACCACCAAUUGAUGACACAUUCCUCGCUGAGUUAGAGAGGGUUGUGACAUGUUCUUAUGACAAAGGUACUGACUGGGGCAAGGGUGUAGGGUACAUCUAUGACAUAGCCACUGAAGAUAUAGUAACUGGAUUUCGCAUCCACGGGCAGGGGUGGCGCUCUAUGUAUUGCACAAUGGAGCAUGACGCGUUCUGUGGCGUUGCACCAAUCAAUCUAACUGAACGCCUCCAUCAAAUUGUGCGAUGGUCAGGUGGGUCUUUAGAGAUGUUCUUCUCCCACAACAACCCAUUCAUAGGUGGUCACCGGAUUCAACCCCUUCAGCGUGUCUCCUACCUCAACAUGACAGUCUACCCAGUCACAUCAGUCUUCAUCCUGAUCUAUGCUCUAAGCCCGGUGAUGUGGCUUAUCCCCGAUGAAGUAUACAUCCAGAGACCAUUCACUAGGUAUGUCGUGUACCUUCUCGUAAUCAUAGUGAUGAUUCACAUGAUUGGCUGGCUUGAGAUAAAGUGGGCGGGGGUCACAUGGCUAGACUAUUGGCGCAAUGAGCAGUUCUUUAUGAUCGGCUCAACAAGUGCAUAUCCAAUGGCAGUGCUGCACAUGGCAGUGAACCUCCUCACAAAGAAGGGCAUACACUUCAGGGUCACUUCCAAGCAAACAGCCGCAGAUGACAAUGACAAGUUUGCUGACUUGUACGAUUUUAGAUGGGUGCCAAUGCUCAUCCCAACAAUGGCAGUUCUGAUCUGCAAUGUUGGCGCCAUUGGUGUAGCCCUGGGCAAAACAGUGGUAUACAUUGGAACAUGGACAGCGGCAAAGAAGAUGCAUGCAGCAUUGGGUUUGUUGUUCAACAUAUGGAUCAUGUUUCUCCUCUACCCAUUUGCACUAGCGAUCAUGGGGCGGUGGGCGAAGAGGCCAAUCAUCCUUGUAGUCUUGCUGCCGGUUGUCUUUGCACUUGUUGCGCUGUUGUAUACCAUUUGGAUUUUGGCCCCAUACAACCCAACUCAGCUUUGCAACAUCUACAUGGUUGUGCUGGAUCAUCCAAGCCAUGGACAGCAUCAUGGUUCACAACCCAUUACUGAAAGCAAUCUCAACAUUGGCACCACUGAUGAGCGCCUCCCAAUGCUUGUUUAUGUCUCUCGUGAGAAGAACCCAAGUUAUGACCACAACAAGAAGGCAGGUGCCCUGAAUGCACAACUGCGGGCCUCUGCUCUCCUCUCUAAUGCACAACUCGUCAUCAACUUUGACUGCGACCACUACAUCAACAAUUCUCAAGCCCUAAGCUCGGCUGUGUGCUUCAUGCUAGAUCAACGAGAUGGUGAUAACACCGCUUUUGUUCAGUUCCCACAGCGCUUCGACAAUGUUGACCCCACGGACCGCUACGGUAACCACAAUCGUGUCUUCUUUGAUGGGACCAUGCUUGCCCUUAAUGGUUUGCAAGGACCCUCAUACCUCGGCACUGGUUGCAUGUUCCGUCGCUUAGCACUCUAUGGUAUUGACCCACCCCACUGUAGAGCAGAAAACAUCGCAGCCGAAGCUAUCAGGCUUGGUAACUCCACAAUCUUCCUAGAUUCAGUGUCAAAAGCCCUAAAAAAUGACAGGUCAAUCACACCACCACCAAUUGAUGACACAUUCCUCGCUGAGUUAGAGAGGGUUGUGACAUGUUCUUAUGACAAAGGUACUGACUGGGGCAAGGGUGUAGGGUACAUCUAUGACAUAGCCACUGAAGAUAUAGUAACAGGAUUUCGCAUCCACGGGCAGGGGUGGCGCUCUAUGUAUUGCACAAUGGAGCAUGAUGCGUUCUGUGGCGUUGCACCAAUCAACCUAACUGAACGCCUCCAUCAAAUUGUGCGUUGGUCUGGUGGGUCUUUAGAGAUGUUCUUCUCCCACAACAACCCAUUCAUUGGUGGUCGCCGGAUUCAACCUCUUCAGCGUGUCUCCUACCUCAACAUGACAGUCUACCCAGUCACAUCAGUCUUCAUCCUGAUCUAUGCUCUAAGCCCGGUGAUGUGGCUUAUCCCUGAUGAAGUAUACAUCCAGAGACCAUUCACUCGGUAUGUUGUGUACCUUCUCAUAAUUGUCGUGAUGAUUCACGUGAUUGGCUGGCUUGAGAUGAAGUGGGCGGGGGUCACAUGGCUGGACUAUUGGCGCAAUGAGCAGUUCUUUAUGAUCGGCUCAACGAGUGCAUAUCCAAUGGCAGUGCUGCACAUGGCAGUGAACCUCCUCACAAAGAAGGGCAUACACUUCAGGGUCACUUCCAAGCAAACAGCCGCGGACGACAAUGACAAGUUUGCCGACUUGUACGAUUUUCGAUGGGUGCCAAUGCUCAUCCCAACAAUGGCAGUUAUGAUCUGCAAUGUUGGUGCCAUUGGUGUAGCCCUGGGCAAAAUAGUGGUAAACAUUGAAACAUGGACAGCGGCGAAGAAGAUGCAUGCAGCAUUGGGUCUGUUGUUCAACAUAUGGAUCAUGUUUCUCCUCUACCCAUUUGCACUAGCGAUCAUGGGGCGGUGGGCGAAGAGGCCAAUCAUCCUUGUAAUCUUGUUGCCAGUUGUCUUUGUACUUGUUGCCCUUUUGUAUGUAGGUCUCCAUGUCUUACUUGCCGGUGUAAUUCCACUCUAG